This is a messenger RNA of Sinocyclocheilus grahami, 951 nucleotides long. Its product is annotated as olfactory receptor 1-like. Gene Ontology annotation, biological process: G protein-coupled receptor signaling pathway. Gene Ontology annotation, molecular function: olfactory receptor activity; G protein-coupled receptor activity. The record is from RefSeq and is a predicted model, not a curated record. The transcript has a single exon. NCBI's taxonomy places the organism in Eukaryota, Metazoa, Chordata, Actinopteri, Cypriniformes, Cyprinidae. Bases 1 to 951 code for a protein of 316 amino acids. Gene Ontology annotation, cellular component: plasma membrane.
AUGACUCCCACAAAUGUCACUGUCUUUACUGAAUUCUACCUGCUGGGAUUUCCAGGACUCCAUCCACAGUAUUAUGGAGCCGUGGGAACCCUUUUGUUCUUUGUCUACUUGACACUAGCAGGAGGAAAUUUCUUUAUCAUUUCAUUUAUUGCUUGUGAGAGAAGCCUUCAGAAACCUACCUAUUUUAUCUUCUGUAAUCUUGCAGUGUCUGAUCUUGCUUUUGGAACCAUCACGCUGCCUAAAGCCAUUGCAAAAUACCUUUUCAAUAGCAGUGAGAUACCAUUUUAUAGCUGCUUUGUGCAGAUGUUUUUUGUUCACUACUUAGGGACUAUUAACUCUUUCCUAAUGCUAUUAAUGGCCAUUGAUCGGUUUGUUGCAGUGUGUAACCCACUGAGAUACUGUGUCCUUAUUACAAAUAAGUCUAUUUUAUUGGCAUGUGCAGUGAUUUGGAUCAUUUGUAUUUCAUGGCUGUCAGUCAUUGUUUAUCAUGCCUUCGAUGAGCCCUACUGUGAUUCUAAUGUAAUAACCCAAAAUUACUGUGACCAAAAUUCGAUAAUUAAACUGUCUUGUGGAGAUGUAAGACAGAAAAAGGUUUUUGCAUUUUCAUGUGCCAUGUUUGUUCUUUUGGGCCCUUUGAUUUUUAUUAUAUUUUCUUUUAUUGCUAUCAUCACGUCUGUUUUCAAAAUCUCAGAUGUUCAGGCCCGUUAUAAAACAUUCUCAACUUGCACUCCUCAACUAUUUAUCAUUUGUCUGUACUAUGUGCCCAGAUGUGUUGUUUAUGUGCAUGAUGUGACAAUAGCGAUCUCACCUGGCAUUCGGGUUAUGUUAAUCAUGUGGUACAGUCUUCUUCCACCUGUUGUCAAUCCAGUGAUUUACUGCUUCAGAACCAAAGAAAUCAAAGAUGCGUUAAAGAAAAAAUUUAGAGACAGGAAAGUGAACAUGCAGAUAUGA